This is a messenger RNA of Culex pipiens pallens (northern house mosquito), 2172 nucleotides long. RefSeq names its product ATP-binding cassette sub-family G member 4-like. Gene Ontology annotation, cellular component: plasma membrane. The record is from RefSeq and is a predicted model, not a curated record. Gene Ontology annotation, molecular function: ABC-type transporter activity; ATP binding; ATP hydrolysis activity. The transcript is spliced from 6 exons. The coding region runs from base 294 to 2105 and encodes 603 amino acids. Lineage: Eukaryota; Metazoa; Arthropoda; Insecta; Diptera; Culicidae.
GCUGUGUUCCGCGCUCCGUCGUUCGUUCGUCGUGGUCGGUGGGUGGGCAAUUGGGCAUCCCAUAGGUGAGGGUGGGGGGCGCACCGUUGACUGUCAUUUGUUGUUUUGUCUCUGAGGCGUGUGUUGGGGAGACAGAUAUUUGUGUUUCAGAAUAGAUCGAAACUCAGUCGGCACACACACGUUCUGGAUUGGCGUUUUCGAGCGACAACUUUCCAUUUUGGAGUGGACUAGUUUGACGGAAGUCACUUCUGUUUUCUGUUUCAGAACCCUCUCUCCCCACCACGAUUUGAAAAAUGAGCUCCGAGGAGACGGUCGAGGUGGUCAUUCCACUGGUCAAAACCAUCACCAGCCUGUCCUUUCGGAAUCUACGCUACACGGUCCCCCAGCAGCAGCGAGGAGGCAGUGACAAAAAACAGCUGCUCAAAAACAUCUCGGGGACGUUCCGGUCGGGACGGCUGUCCGCCAUUAUGGGACCAUCCGGGGCGGGGAAGUCAUCGCUGAUGAACGUUUUGAGCGGGUUUAAAUCCUCCGGCGUCAAGGGUCGCAUCCUGAUCAACAACGAAGUCAUAGAACGUGCCAAAUACCGCCAACUGGUGGCCUACACAACGCAGGACGUCCCCCUGCUACAGAACAUCACCGUCCAAGAAACGUUCCAUUACGCGGCUGAUCUUAAACUCCCCUCGCGGGUAACGCGGAUUCACAAAACAAAAAUCGUCAACGACAUCAUCGCCCUGCUCGGACUGGAAAAGUGUGCCCACAAUCAGGCCCGGAACUUGUCCGGUGGUGAGCGGAAGCGACUCUCGAUCGGACUCGAGCUCGUUUCUAAUCCGAAGAUUAUGUUCUUUGACGAACCCACCAGUGGACUGGACAGUGAGUCGUCCUACCAGGUGAUACGAUACAUGAAGGAGCUGGCGAGGCAGGGUAGGUGUGUUGUGAGUGUGAUUCAUCAGCCAAGUUCCGAGUUGUUGGAGCUGUUUGACGAUCUGUACGUGGUGGCCGAUGGGAGGUGUAUGUAUCAGGGGGCGUUGGAGGAUUUGGUGCCGACGCUGACGGAGGCUGGGUUCGUGUGUCCGCAGUACUACAAUCGGGCGGAUUUUGCUCUCAAAGUGGCCUCAAUGCUCGACACCGACUCCGGCGACAAAGUGAAUCAGCUGAUGAAGCGCAUGGAAUCCAUCACCACCGAACACCUAAAUGGCUUUCACGACGACCAGCACGAUGAACUGCUCGACGAGGGACGACGGAAAGGUGGUUCGAGUCCGCAAUAUCCCAUCUCGGCGUUCCUGCAGUUUUGGAUUUUGACGCGGAGGACGGCGCUAGGGACGUUCCGGAAUCUGGCGCUGACCCGGCUGCGCUUUAUUGGGCACAUUCUGUUUGGGUUGAUUGUGGGGGCGGUGUUUUACGACGUAGGGGAUAAUGGGAGCAAGGUGCUGUCCAACAUUAGCUGCUUGAUCAUGAUGCUGAUGUUUAUCGUGUUUUCGAACUCGAUGACGGUGGUGCUGACUUUCCCCCUGGAAAUGGCGGUCUUCAUUCGCGAGUACAAAAGCAACUGCUACUCGAUCGCGGCCUACUUCUGCUCGAAAAUCGUCGCCGAUUUCCCGCUAAUGCUGGCCGGCGUCACGUGCUUCCAGCUCAUAGCCUACUACCUGACGGGGCAGCUGAACGAAACCAGCCGGAUCGUGAUGUUCUGGGCGGUUUGUGCGCUGAUGGGUUGGACCGCGCAGAUGUACGGAAUGGUGGCGGGAAGUGUGUUUCCGGUGGACGUGAGUCCGUUCGUGGUGCCCAGCUCGAUGAUACCGAUGAUUCUGUUUUCCGGGUUCUUCAUUCGGUACAGUGAGCUGUUGGAUGUGUUCAAGCCGUUGACGUACGUGUCUCCAUUUCGGUACGGGUUCGAGGGUUUGGCACUGACCACGUACGGGAUGAAUCGGACCGAAAUUGGGUGUGAAGAUAUGUUUUGCUAUUACCGAAAGAGUGUGAAGGUGCUGGAGUUGUUGGAAGUGAAGGACAGUUGCUACUGGAUGGACGUCGGUGGACUUGGCGUUUGGAUUCUGGUGCUGCACGUGCUGUUGUAUGUUAGUUUACGGUUGAGAUUACGAUGGAAUCAGUAGUUUAAGAUUUAUGUAGAAUCUCACGGUGGGUUGCAUUUAUUGAAAGUGAUCUGAGUAAAAAUAAAAA